Amphibalanus amphitrite is the source of this 1891-nucleotide messenger RNA. Its product is annotated as syntaxin-binding protein 5-like. The record is from RefSeq and is a predicted model, not a curated record. Gene Ontology annotation, molecular function: syntaxin binding; GTPase activator activity; myosin II binding. Gene Ontology annotation, cellular component: cytoplasm; plasma membrane; SNARE complex. The transcript has 12 exons. NCBI's taxonomy places the organism in Eukaryota, Metazoa, Arthropoda, Thecostraca, Balanomorpha, Balanidae. Gene Ontology annotation, biological process: regulation of protein secretion; regulation of exocytosis. Bases 26 to 1891 code for a protein of 621 amino acids.
GCCGCCGCCGCUCCGCCGAGCCGCCAUGGCCUCUCGGAACGAGCGGGCGCGCCGCGACCGCGCCGCGCGCCGCCAGACCGAGCUCGAGAAGAUCCGGCGCAAGUACGUGCCGGGCGACUCGUUCAGCUCUGGCUCGCCGCCGAGCGCGCCCAGCCCGGCGUCAGCGCGCCCGCCGCCGGCCGCGCGCCGCCAGGACAACCAGAUCGUGCGCCAUGGCUUCCCGCACCAGCCGACAGCACUGGCGUUCGACCCGGUACAAAAGCUGCUGGCCAUCGGUACCAAGACCGGAUCGCUGCGACUUCUGGGCCGGCCCGGAGUGGACAUCCACGUGCGUCACGACGGAGACCCGGCCGUCCUUCAGAUCGCGUUCCUGGUGAACGAGGGCGCGCUGGUGACGGCCUGCACCGACGACACGCUCAACAUGUGGAACAUCCGCCAGAAGAUUCCCGAGGUGGUGCACACGCUCAAGUUUCAGCGCGAGCGGACGACGUGCAUCAGUCUGCCGCUGCAGAGCAAGUGGCUGUACGUGGGCACCGAGAAGGGAAACGUGCACAUCGUCAACAUCGAGUCGUUCGUCGUCUCCGGCUACAUUAUCAACUGGAACAAGGCCAUCGAACUGUCGAGGAAAAACCACCCGGGCCCGGUCACCUGUCUGGUCGACAACCCCGUGGACAGCAACAAGCUGCUGAUUGGGUUCGAGACGGGCCUGCUGGUGCUCUGGGACCUGCGCACCAAGGCCGCCGACGUGCGGUGGCAGUCGGCCGAGCCGCUCCGCUCCGUCUGCUGGCUCUCCGACGGCAAGCAGUUCAUGUCCUCCCACGCCGACGGCUCGCUCUGUACGUGGAGCGUUAAGACGCCGCAGCGGCCGGUGGCCACCCAGUUCCCGCACGCCAAGACACGGGAAAACGGCCAGCAGGAGCCCUGCAAGGCCAUCCAGAAGGUCUCCUGGCUCUCCACCAGGGCGGGGCUGCUGGCGUCUCUGAGCCCGCUCGCCGGCUGGCGCGAGGAGGAAGAAAGUGAGCCGUACGUGAUCUUCACGGGCGGCCUGGGCCACGACACUGCCGGCCGGACCCCGAGCGUCACCGUGAUGCACGGACGCACCACCACAGUGCUGGAGAUGGAGCACAACGUGGUCGACUUCAUCGCGCUCGUCGACACCCCCUACCCCAGCGAGUUCCAGGACCCGUACGGCAUCGUGGUGCUGCUGCAGAACGACCUGGUGGUGGUGGACCUGACGUCGCCGGGCUACCCGUGCUUCGAGAACCCCUACCCGAUGGAUCUGCACGGCUCGACGGUCACCAGCUGCACCUAUCUGGCCGACUGUCCGGGCGACCUGGUGCCGGCCCUCUACAGCGUCGGCACCGCCAAACAAAACAGGUACGACCUGGGCACCGCCAAACAAAACAGGUACGACCUGGGCACCGUCAAACAAAACAGGUACGACCUGGGCACCGCCAAACAAAACAGGUACGACCUGGGCACCGCCAAACAAAACAGGUACGACCUGGGCACCGCCAAACAAAGCAGGUACGACCUGGGCACCGCCAAACAAAACAGGUGCGACCUGGGCACCGCCAAACAAAACAGGUACGACAUGGGCACCGCCAAACAAAACAGGUACGACCUGGGCACCGCCAAACAAAACAGGUAUGACCUGGGCAACAGGUACGACCUGGGCACCGCCAAACAAAACAGGUACGACCUGGGCACCGCCAAACAAAACAGGUACGACCUGUGCACCGCCAAACAAAACAGGUACGACCUGGGCACCGCCAAACAAAACAGACGAAUGGAUAAGGUGACAUUUGACGCCGUCAACUCUGGUCCGUCGCUCUCCGCUGUGAUCAAUGCCCGCGUCUCGGGGUCGCUGUACUCGGCGCACCUCAAUUAG